AUGGGAGUGAAGUUAGCUUUUUCGAUCUUUAUAGUGACUAUGAUGAUAACGAGUAUGGAAAAUGAGGGUAAUUUGGUAAAUGCUAAUGGAACGACUUGGGCAGGUUCAAAGUAUCAGAUUGAAUGUACAAUGUGCGCCGCAUGUGACAACCCUUGCGCCACUCCAUCUCCGCCGCCACCUCAGCCGCCGUCGCCUCCUCCGCCGUCUCCUCCACCGCCUUCUACCUCUUAUAAUUGUCCUCCUCCACCUUCUCCCCCUAGUUCCGGGGGAAAUUACUACUACUACUCUCCACCGCCACCACCGCCUUCUUCCUUUGGCGGUGGCGGCGGCGGCGGCGGCGGAGGGAACUACUACUAUUCACCACCUCCACCUUACCAAAAUUACCCUUCUGGACCUACUCCUCCACCUCCAAAUCCAAUUGUUCCGUAUUUCCCGUUCUACUUUUAUAAUCCUCCACCGCCUUCACAAUCUGCUGCUUUUAAGCUCACUGUAUUUUCACCCAAAUCUUCUAUUUUCGUUACGGUGUUCAUUGCGUUGUUGAUUUUCCAUUGAAAUUAAUGGGGGGAAAAUGUGAAAUUAAAUAAAGUGUCGGAAUCACACAGAUCUACAAAUGAGGGCAAAGAUUUUGAAGAAAAAUGGAAUGCUGAAGUGAAUUUGUCUUGUUUCUCUCAUCUCCUGGUAAUCUGUAAAAUUCGUGACCAUUCUUCUU
This is a messenger RNA of Solanum verrucosum, 709 nucleotides long. Its product is annotated as leucine-rich repeat extensin-like protein 3. The transcript has a single exon. Lineage: Eukaryota; Viridiplantae; Streptophyta; Magnoliopsida; Solanales; Solanaceae. The coding region runs from base 1 to 552 and encodes 183 amino acids. The record is from RefSeq and is a predicted model, not a curated record.